UUAUUGGGUAACUACCAAAGAAGAAGACCACACGUAAGCUACCCAUGAAGCUAACCUGGAACUACCUUGGCUAACAAGUGUCCAAAUUUGUUGACUUAUGUCAGAAUAUGUGUGUACAUUGUACAUUUUCUGAUGGCGCACUGUACAGUAUAGUAUAGGCGCUGUCUUUAUUUAACAUGAUUGGUGGCAUGAAAUAUCUGAGGUAAACGUAAAUCAACAGUUUACGCAUGGUUUCAAUACUGUGAAGAGAGGAUUGAGCGGUUAGCAACUAAGAAUAUUUGCUGUAGCGACCCAUUGAUUUCACGUCACUAAGUUCUCCGUACUCGCCAUGAGUGCCUCCGUCUUCUUCACCCCUGCCAAAGACGAUCAGAUAUGGAUAGGUGGAAGACAAAGAGGAGAUGGGGAGGAAGACCGUAGCGCUUUGGCUCUCACUGGUGACGAGGCCAGAAACUUCUACCGAAGCCUUCUUGCGGAAAAAGAGCAGGGCCAGGAAACAAGAGGAGAACACUCAGGCAAAAGAGGCAAGAAAAACAAGGGAUUAGGAGAGCAGAGGCAGAGAGUUGGUCCACAUCACAUUAGAGGUGAGGAAAGAAGAGGAGAAACAGCAGAAGCAGGAGGUAGCGGUCGUGGGGGAGGAGCGAGAAGAGGAGGUGACGAAGGGGGACGAAGGCCGCAACCGCCCCAAGGCUCCAGCAGUGAGAAAGAUGGACACAGGCUCCUUCGUGUCGCACAGGAAGGGGACCUCGCCACCUUGCGCAAGCUUCUCAAGGGCCCGCAGGUGGAUGUGAACUUCCACGACGGGUUCUACUGGACUGCGGUGAUGUGCGCCAGCCAUGCGGGCCGGGCGGAGGCCGUGCGGCUGCUGCUGGACCAUGGGGCCUCUUGGGUGGGGAUGGUGGACACGCAGGGGCGGGACGCACGCGACCUGGCCGAGCAGGCCGGCCACAACGAUGUGAUGAGAGUGCUGGACAGACACGGAGCCGGCACGGCAGGGUCGGGCAAUGGCGAGAGGCCAGCGGGAACCAGCGCUCAGCAGACCCCCCAGUGGUGCUCGGUGUGCGAGAGCCUCUACAGCGGGUCGGAGGCACGGCACCAGAGCUCCACACUGCACCAGUUCAACCGCGGCCGCCUUAGCCAGCCGGCAGCCCCGCACUACUGCCUACCCCCGUCCAGCGCCAGCUACCGCAUGAUGCUCCGCAGUGGCUGGAACCCUGGAGCCGGCCUGGGGCCAGAGGGACAGGGACCAAGACAGCCAGUCCGCACCAUACUGAAACGGGACCAGGCCGGAUUGGGGUACGGACCAACCCCUCGCCCCAAGGUGACACACUUUCAGCCAAAGGACGCUCAGGCAGUGGAGCGGCCAACUAAGUCGACGGAAAGACGAGAGAAGGGGACAACGCUCAACGCCAAAGCCCAGAGGAGGAGAGAGGAGAGGCAGCGGGGCUGGGAGAGAGACUUCCGGACUUCAUUUAAUAUUGACUUGUGACUAGGGGUGUGUUACGAGCAAGCAGCCAGGUAACUCAUGCCGAGAAAAUCAAAAUGGACUUCAACAGACUGCAUUUGAGAAUGAGUCAGCCAAUGAAUAGACCUGUGAUGAGAUGAACACAAUACAGUUGGAGAAAUACCUUUUGAUUAAUAUAGGGUUUAUAUAGUGAGUGUAUAGUUUUGUGAAAUAUACUGACUUUGAUAAAAUUUUGUGGUUGUUUGCUUAUUUACAAAUUAUAUUAUUAUCAAUAGAGAUGAAUUACCAAAAUAUAUUCUGUAAACUCUCCACUGAGGGCAUGUUGAGGCAAUGAAAGUUCAAGGGUGCAGUAUGCACAUCCAAAGAGUUGAGUACAGGAAAGCACAAGCAUGUAAAAUAAUGUUGAGUCCGCACACCAGAAUCUGCUCCUUAGCGUUUUUUUUUUAUUGGUAGGCUAUAUCACCACAUGUGACGUUUCGGGCCCCAGCCCUUCAUCAGACAUGAAAUAAGUGGGGAGACACACCUCCAUAUAUACAUCCAUGAUCCAAUCACGUUAAAGUGCAAUUCCAUCAUGAAAGGACAGAUAUAAAUACAGAGCUAGUAAGGAAUACCACUAAGGUGUGUUACAACAGUUCAAAUCAACGUCUUCAUUCAACCCUUUUGGAGCUAAAGUGUCGAGGGUGUAGAUCCAAAAUGCUUCUCUCUUAAGUAACAGACAAUUAACAUUUUCUCCACGGAAGGGCUGUUUAACCAGUUCAAUGCCACAAUAUCUGAGAGUGGAUACAUUGUGAGAGGCUUGUGUGAAGUGCAUCGCUACUGGGCUUUUGGUGUCAUGGUUGCGAAUAUUUGAUCUGUGUUCUGAGAUUCUUGUUUUCAGUGGUCUAGUCGUUUUACCAACGUAGGCCAAGCCGCACUGGCACUUAAGCAAAUAGAUUACGUUCUUGGUGUUGCAGGUGAUCCCACCUUUGAUGUCAUAAGGUUUUCCUGUGCGUGGGUGAUUAAAGAUGCUGGUUUUAUAUGUGAAGUUGCAUCUGUAAUUCCCAAAAGGAAUAGUCAUAAAUAAAAAUGUGGUGGAGUCAAUGGUGGGAGUUCUCACCAACAUGUU
Alosa alosa (allis shad) is the source of this 2567-nucleotide messenger RNA. RefSeq names its product G patch domain and ankyrin repeats 1 (gene gpank1). Bases 329 to 1486 code for a protein of 385 amino acids. The record is from RefSeq and is a predicted model, not a curated record. The transcript has 4 exons. NCBI's taxonomy places the organism in Eukaryota, Metazoa, Chordata, Actinopteri, Clupeiformes, Clupeidae. Gene Ontology annotation, molecular function: protein binding; nucleic acid binding.